GGGCGGGCGGGCGGGAGGUGGUGCCGGUGCUGCUGCCGCUGUCGCACCGCUUUGUCGGGAGCGCGCCGGACACCCGAUCCGCGCGCUGACGAGCGAGAGCGCCCUGAAUAAUGAAGCGAUGUGUGCGCGCCCUCCCCUCCUCCCUGCUGCCCGCGCCCCGGUGCCUGCCUCCAUCCCCUUACCCGCUGCGCCUCCCUCCCCGCUGCCCGGCGCGGUCUCCCAGGCCGUGACGGGGGUCAGCUUGGAAGGCGUGGAUCUUCGCUGCGCGCUGCGGGACGGGGUCGCGUUGUACAGGCUCGUCAGCGCGCUGGUCCGCGAGCACGCUGAGUGGAACCCCCUGGAGGAGCCAGAACCCCUGGAGGAGCAGGGGUUCCACCGCGCGUUCAGGAGCGGCUGUGCACGCCUCGGAGUGCGGAGCUCCCAGCUAUUUGACCCCUGCUGUGACCUGAACGUCGAACCCCUCACGGCAGAGGAGCAGGAAGAGGAGGAGGAAGAGAGGAGGCUGAGGAAUGUGCUGACCACCAUCUACUGCCUGGGAAGAGCAUCCGAGAGCGUCAGCCGUGUCCCCCGUCUAGACAAGGGGGUCUUCACAGGGGUCCUAACGGGGGCUGUCGGCGAGGACCCGAGCGUCACCCGCCCCUCACCGGGGCUCCACCGCGACCCGGAGUCCCCGGGCUUCCCCCGACCCCCCGCGGCGUCGCACGCUCGCGGCCGCUCCUACGGCUGCGAGCGGCUCCCCUCGCCGGCGGUCCCCGGCCACGAGGCGCCGAGCGCCCCAGCCGGCGGCAGCGGCUCCGCGGCGUCAGUGAGCCCCGACGCGGCCCGGCGGGAAGACGACGACAUGUCUGCCAGGCGCUCCUCCUUGGGCUCCGAGCCGCGACCAGCCUUGCCCUUCAACCAGUUCCUCCCGGGCAAACAGACCCAGAGUCAGCCCGCGGGGCAGCAGCAGCAGCAGCAGCAGGCGGCGCCCCCAGGGCAACCCGCGCACAUCCCUGCGCCGCUGCGCCGCAAGCGCGCGGACGUGAGGCAGGAGGAGGCGGCGCGGCAGCCCGAGAGACCCGGAGCGCCGGGGGCGAGGGUGGGGGCCGGUGUGGGGCCUCCUCCCCCGGGGGUUAGCGGAGACCGGCGGCGUGCGCCCGCGAAGGCGGCGUGCGAGAGCGGCUCCGAGUCGGAGGGCGAGGUUCGAGACCCGGACCUGGAACGGGACGACCUGGCGGUGCGCGCCCUGCACGUGGCCGGGAGCCACGGGUACACGGGGCCCGUGGCGCUGCCCCACGCCGGUCCCCGCACCGUGGGACCCUUCUACGGCACCGGGAGCGUGACCCCGACGCCCGGAGGAGCGACGAGCGCGGGGAGCCAUCCGGCAGCAGCAGCAGCCGAGGAAUCCCCCUGGCAGUGGGACUCUGAUGAUGACGAGGGGGACGAGGGGGAGUUGGCGGGGGAGCGCGUCGACGGCAGCGGAGGCGGCCAGCGGAGGAGACGAGCCCUGCCGGACGUGCGCAAGGACGACCUCGCCUCCCGACGCGCCCGGCUGCACGACGCGGCGCGCGGGGCCCCCGCCGUGCCGCCCGCCCGCUUCGUGCCGGCCUCUUCGUGCCCCGAGGACGCGCGCCGCUGGGACGACAUGCUGCAGGCGUCGCGUCGCUUGCGCGAGCACGCCAUCCAGCAGCUGCAGCUGCAGCGCAGUGGCAAAGAGGGGGCCGCCGAGGGAGACGCCGCCCAUGGGGGGGGCGGCCCGCCAGGCCUCUCUCCCGAGGGGGAGCCCGCGGCCGCGCCAGCCCCAGCCCCAGCUGUGGGCCCCCGGAGAGUCGUGGUGCGGCCAGACCCCGAGAGAGACGACCUGGCCAAGCGUAAAGCACAGGUGGCCCAGGCCCGAGGCCCCGGGCCGCACGGCCCCCCCAACGCGUGCCAGGCGGGGGCCACGGACGCCGACCUCCACACUUGGCAGCGCCUUCAGUUGUCGGGAGAGGUGGCCAGCCAAGGGGACGCGGCCUCCACCGCCGCCGCCGCCGCCGCGGUUCAGGUCGUGGACGCGGAGGUGGCGACACGCGACGACCUUGCCAAGCGCCGGGCACGGGCCCCGAGCUCCGGGCCCCAACCACAGCUCCUCUCUUCGGGGCCCAUGUCCCGCAAGGACCUGGAGCGGUGGCAGAAGCUUCAGAUCGCCCGCGAGGGAGACGAAGGCGGCCGCGGUGGGGAAGAGCUGGAGGAGGAAGAGGAGGCGGGCGCGGGCGGGGAGAAGCAGGGAGCGCAAGGCAAGGCCUCGGGGCCGCACUCGCACGUCACCAGCUCGGGGGCAAUGUCGCAGAAGGACCUGGAGCGGUGGCAGAAACUGCGGAUCACGAGCGAGAAAGACGAGGAGGAGGUGGAGGAGGCGGCAAAAAAGCACGCGGCGGAUGAGCCAGUUGCAGCGACAGCGCCUCUGGUUGCACACAAACAGCAGCCACAGCAGCCGCAGCAGCCGCAGCAGCAGAAAGCGCCAGGGCAGCACCCCAAGGUGGCGUCGGGUCCCAUGACGGAGAAGGAUCUGAUCAGGUGGCAGCGGUUGCAGAUCUCCCGGGAGGAGGGCGAGAAGGGAGCGCCCCUCGCCGAACCCGGCCCCGAGAAGGCCCCGCACGCGGCCACGAGCCCGGUCAGCGGCGGCACGGGAGCGCACCACGCGCAGUUCGUGAGUGCGGGCGCCAUGACCGAGAAAGAUCUGCUCAAGUGGCAGCGCCUGCAGAUCUCCAGGGAGGAGGAGGGCGAGCAGGAGAAAGGCAGUGGGCAGAGAGACGAGGGCAAAAGCGGCUGCUCCGCCACUGUGAGCGACAAACUCAGGGCGCCCGCCUCCUCCUCAUCCCCGGGGAAGUUCGUGGGCACGGGGGGCGGCAUGACCGAGAAAGAUCUCCUCCGGUGGCAGAAGCUUCAGAUCGGGAAAGGAGAAGAGGGCGACGCGGAGGGGGAGGGACGCGCCGCCGCCUCCCCGGAGCCAGCGCAGCCGACGCGCCCCGCCCAUCCCCAGCCUCACAGCGCGCCGAACACGACCCCGCAGAAACAAUUCGUGAGCGCCGGGCCCAUGAGCGAGAAGGAUCUGCUCAGGUGGCAGAAGCUCCAGAUCGUCAAGGAGGAGACGGACGAGGAGGAGGCGGCGGCGGUGCCAGUGCCCCGUGACACGGGGACUCGAGCGGCCGCUCCUGCAGGGGUUCCUGCAGCUUCCCAGCCGAAGAAGUCGCUGCCCUAUUCUCAGCAACAGCAGCAGCAGCAGCAACAGCAGCAACAGCAGCAGCAACAGCAGCCGCAGCAACAGCAGCAGCAACAUCAGCCGCAGCAACAGCAGCUGGAGAGCAGCGCGAAAGGAGUUCUGAUUGGCACCGCGUGGAGCAAAGGCGUCGCCUUGCCGAGACUCGAGAUCCCCCCGGGGUGGGAGAGGGAAAUGCAAGCAGCGAUGGGAGGAGGCUCCCCCGAUGAUUGGAAGUUCCUGCUCUACGAAGAGAUGAGGAUGAGCGAGGGCGACCAGGGUGAGGGACCCGAACCGCACAGCCGACAGCACCACGAGGAACUGCAGCGCGUCCACGCCAUGCUGAGAGAGGACCAGGAGCGCUGGCAGGAGGACCUCGCCCGCUGGAAGAGCCGGAGACGCAGCCUGUCCCAGGAGCUGAUCAAACGCAAGGAGGAGCGGGAGGAGCGGGAGCGGCGCGGAGGAGACGGGGAGAGCAGCAGCCGCCUGCGCAGCAUCAAAACCUACCGCGAGAUGCUGCAGGAGAAGUCCCGGCGCGAGCGCGAGCUGCAGGACGCGUACCGCCACGCGCGCUCCGAGGAGGAGGCGCGGGAGAUCCUGCGCAGCUACCAGGAGCGCUUCCUGCAGGACUUUGCGGGCGAGAGCUACGAGGCGCCGGCCUUCCUGCACCCCCAGCAGCAGCCGCAGCAGCCGGGGGCACCCCCACGCGGCGCGCAUCCCGACGCGCCCCCGCGCCCGUGCGUUCCCUUCCUACGGCAACGCUCCGAGCCGUGCCCCUCCCCGACCGGCGGUCCCCCGAGCCACCGGCCCGGGGGAGAGGCGCGCGUAGGCGGCGCCGCGCCGGCCCCGGAGUCGCCCUUGACGACUCCGGGGCACGCGCCCACGCCUCCUCCUCGCUCUUCAUUCGCGAAGAGCGCCCCCGCCCCGGGGGACGCGGCGGUGGCGACGGCCGAGGCGGCGUCAGAGGCGCGAGGGACGCGGAGCGGAGCUUCGCCGGUCCCCGCUGGGUCCCCCACGGGCGGCCCCGGGUCUCCGGGGUCCGUGGCCGCGCGCGCCGCCGCCGCCUCCUCCUCCUCCUCCGCGGCGCGCCUCCUGCCCGUGUUCGCGCCUCGUCCCUACCGGGCACAGCCCGUGAAGCUGCAGGCCAUGCUGCGAUAUCCGAAGACGGGGGAGGAGAGCUCGGCUCCGAACGGGAGCGAGGCCAAGGGGCAGGGCGCGGCCACUCGCGGCGCCCGGGGAGCCGUGAUCCCCCCCUGGGAGGCGCCCCCCGCGACGGACGCCGGGGGCGCGGGGCCCCGGAACCCCGAAACCCGGACCCCCACGACCCCCGCGGCGUCCGCUGGGAUGUGGAUGCCCCCGGCGGGAGGGGUCACCGGGAGCGCGCUCGGCACCCUGAGUCCGUAUCGCGAAGCUGGACCAGCCAAUGGACUGGGGACCAAGGGGCAGAGAGACGGCGUGGCCGGCGCGACGGGUGGCGGAGUCGACGUCCGCGGCGCAGACGCCCCUGUUGAGGGAAUCCAGGGGCCUGGUGCGCGGAUGGGCAAUUGGACCUGGGACCUUGAGGCGGAGAGGAGUCGGCAGGAGCGGUGGCAGCAGGAACAGGAGAGGCACCUCCAGGAGCGCUACCAGCAGGAGCAGGAGAAGCUGCGCCAGGCGUGGGAGCGCUCCCAGCGCGAGGUGGAGAAGGAGGAGAGGCGGUAUCACGAAGAGGAGAAGCGAAUCCUGGCAGAGACGAUCGCUCCCCUGACCCCGCACGCUCUGCUCGCCGCCCCUCCCGGCGUGACUAUCAAGUCGACGCCGACCUCGCAGAGCCGCGCCGAGCCCCCCGCGUUCCACAUAGAGACGCGCGGGAAAUUGUCCUCGCUUCACGGGGGGGCCAAGGUUGCGGGGGACCCCCCUCACGCGGGAGGGGGGGCUCACGAAGCCAACGAGAAGACGGAGAAGGAUGAGGUGGAGAUGGAGCGCGCCGAGCAGCACAACAGGGACGAGCUGCGACGCCAGUUCGAGGAGCAGAAGCGGUCGCUGGAGGAGCAGGUGAUGGGCUUCGAGGAGGAGGAGAGGAGGAGGAGGUGGCAGGAAGAAACGAGGAGGUGGAAGGAGGCUCCGGGGGGCGCUGGGCAGGGCGCCGUGGGUGCCACGGAGGGCGGCGAAGAUUCGCAGCAGUCCGUGCGACUCAAGGCGAUGCCGGAGGGAGUGGCGGGCACGACCCCCACCCCGCCCCCCGAGCGGGGGUCAGCGCCGACGUCUCCCAGCAGGUCCGUGAGCGGCAGGAAGCUGUGCACGGCGUGUGGGUGCCCCCUGGGGAAAGGCGCCGCUAUGAUCGUUGAGUCCGUGGGUCUAUACUACCACAUGGAGUGCUUCAAGUGUGGCGUCUGUGGCCGGGCGCUGGCUGCGAGCGCGACGGGGACGGGAGCGGGGACGGGAGCGGACGUUCGCAUUCGGGGCGCGCGGCUGCACUGCGCCACCUGCUACUCCCGUGCGAGAGCCGGGAAACCCACGGCCGUGUGACGAGCGGGGAUCUCACCUGAACCCGGCCCUCGAUUCAGCUCCACCUGAUCCAGCUCCAGCGGAUCCAGCUAAUCCAGCUCCAGCCGAUCCAGGUCCAGCUGAUCCAGCUCCAGCUGAACCAGAUCCACCUUUACCAGACCCUCUCCUUG
Molecule: messenger RNA, 5874 nt
Organism: Petromyzon marinus (sea lamprey)
Lineage: Eukaryota; Metazoa; Chordata; Hyperoartia; Petromyzontiformes; Petromyzontidae
Biological process (GO): positive regulation of stress fiber assembly; regulation of focal adhesion assembly
Cellular component (GO): stress fiber
Molecular function (GO): myosin II head/neck binding
Source: RefSeq, a predicted model, not a curated record